CGUGACUAAACGCGACUAAACACCAAGACCAAAGCCAGCUGCAGCCCAGACCUCUACGCUCUAGUACAAAGCAUCAUCGCGACGAAAGCAGCGCGUCAUGGCGGCUGCAGGAUACGAGCCGCCUGCCAAUGGUGUGGCGACUCGAAACAACUCUUAUUGCAGCAUUUUUGGACGAGCAGCGAUGGGGCCAAGCGCGGAGGAUGGGCACGCGACGCUCGUGGCAGCCCAGCUUGCACAAAUGCAGCUCAACGAAGCUACGGCGCCUGGGCUGUCGUGCUGGCAAGAGCGGAGGUCAGCGCUCUUGGCACGACGCGACGACAACCAAGCCGAGGGUACGGUCCGCGCCGAUCUACCAACGCACCUCUUCGUGCUCGUGCACGGCAACAAUGGCCACCCGACCGACUUUGACGUCGUCGCGGCCGCGCUCGUCGCCCAGUUCCCACCGGGCUCGAUUGCGAUUCUGCAAAGCAACGUCAACAUGCGCCAGAAGACGCGCGCUGGCAUUGCACAGUGCGGCCACCGCCUGGCAUUAGAGAUCCUCACCUGGCUCUUGACAUUCCGCGUCCCCGAUACGUCGUCGCCGCGGCGUCUCUCGAUGCUCGGGCAUUCGUUCGGCGGCCUCAUUGCUCGCCAUUGCCUUCCAUUCCUUCUGCACACAUUGAGCGCCAUGCACAUUCAACCGACGUCGUUUGUGACGCUCUGCACGCCACACCUCGGGUCGCGCAAGCCUGGCGGGUCCUUGCCGCGCGUCUUCUCCAAGUGGCUCGUGCACCGUAUUCUUUUGACGCAGCGCCUGUACGGCCAAACCGGCCUCGACCUCCUCGUCCUCGGUACCUCGACAGAUCAAGCGACGCUCGAGGCCAUGAGUGCGCCGGACUCGGUCUAUGUCCGAGCGCUCGCCGCGUUCGAACACCGGACGGCAGUCGGUCUGGCGACGGGCGACCACCUUGUGGCGCACGCUGCGUCGACGAUUUCACUGAGCUGCGCGGACGAGACCAAUCUCGCGCCCAAGGGCAUGUGGUCGUGGGCGGUCGAGCACAACGACUUUGCGCCGGCGCACCUCUCGCUGGCGCCUCCGUUGCCGACGCCGCUGGAGUUGGAGCACCGUGUCGAGUGCGUGCCGCAGCUCCACGACGGCUACAUCGCCGACGCACGGCGCCGCAUUGCCUUUACCAAGUCAAUGCUCACGGGCUUGCAGUCGGUGGGCUGGCGCCGUAUGCAUCUGCACAUUCGCGCGCCACUCCAGCACUGGCUCAAGCUGCACAAUUGGCCGCUCGCGAUCCGACAAGCACCGCUGGCCGAGCCUUCGUCCAAGGCCUUUGUCGCGCUCCUCGCGUCCACCUUGGCCGUCGACCACGGAAUUGCUGGGCUUGACAGCACAAAAACCGACGUGUAAAUGAUCAGUCGCCAGCUCAAGUUAGAGCACCAGUAGAGCGUUAGGAGUUGGUAUAUUGACGCGACGUUGCAGUUGGACUCGGU
Saprolegnia diclina VS20 is the source of this 1479-nucleotide messenger RNA. RefSeq lists its product as hypothetical. The record is from RefSeq and is a predicted model, not a curated record. The transcript has 6 exons. Bases 98 to 1396 code for a protein of 432 amino acids. NCBI's taxonomy places the organism in Eukaryota, Oomycota, Saprolegniomycetes, Saprolegniales, Saprolegniaceae.